GAACGCGACCAGAUGUUACCGACGUCAAUACACGGAAAACUUUUUUCCCGAGGAAAAGUAGAGAAAAUUGAAGAUAUAUCUACUUAAAUUGCUCCACAUUGUGCCAUUGCAUUUGCAUAUUUUCAAGCCACGCCAAAAUUGUGAGGAGCUAAACAGGAGCGGCAAUACCAUGUGGAUAGAGAUCUUCUGUUGUUGUGUGUUCAUUUACACAUUGUUCAGGUGUUUAUUAUACGAUGACGAUGUCUUGGAGAUGGAAACCUCUGAUUCUAGUGCUCUUUUCGUAGUCGCAAAUCGGUUUGAAAAGCUUUAUGGUGGAAAGGUGUAUGUGGGGCUUCGAAUACCAGACGCCGACACCGGUUCACGACAGAAUGUCGACAUGGUUCUUGUUACCGAAGGGGAGGCAGUGGUGAUAUCUGUUAAGAAUUUAUCUGGAUUUGUAUCCUUGAAUGCGGAUGGCAGCUGGAAUUGUGAAAGCGGCAAUAUGCAAAAAACAGAGCGUCUUCCUGAUCCUGUGAUGGAGACGAAAAAACAAGCUUCAAUUCUUGAAUCAUAUCUUGAACAGAGAGGAGUUGCUUUACCAGAAGGAUAUUUUUCUUGCAAAGUUGUACUGCCUAAUCCGAAGCUUUGUUACUUUAUUUUUACUUGUAGUAUCAUCCCUUCAAGCGAUUUUCCCUCCGAGGUCAUCACCUACGACCAGUGGGUACAACAGAAACGAGAAUCUAAAAAUAUGUUUUCUGGUUGGUUGAAAGGUGCCUUUCGCAGUGGUAAGAAAGAGAUGCAAGAAUCUAUACAUCAGAAGCUUAAUUUCAUCCUUAGCACAGCUCCAAUGUGGGAUAGGUUGGAGCUUAAAGGCAACAAAUAUGUCCUAGGGGAAUUUCUGGAAUUCAAGGGGAAGCAGGAAGACGUCCAGGCUUUGAAAAAUAUUAAAAGAUCAAAAUUCAGUCGCCUGAUCAUCCAAAACACAAGCAUGUUUGGAUUUGCCCCCUCAAAGCUCCAAGUUUUGUACUCACCUCGGGAUUAUAGGAGUGAAGGGACUUCAGAUUCCGAGUGGAAGGAAGUUACUGUAAGAUCGAGUACUGAGGUUCUCUUUCAGCCUGAGAAUUCAACAAAAGUCCGAAAAUUCAAGCUCUCUUCCAUCGUCUCCUUGUCGCUGACUGCGUAAAGCCUCUUCUGAUUAAUGCAGGUCGGGCAAGUCGACUUUAUUACGCUACCCUUGAAUUUCUAUCUUCUUGUGACUUCUUUAGUUAUGGUUUAUGCUAUAUAAGUAUAUGGUGUUGUAUAUAUUGCAGUGAAGAUGGAAUUUAAGGUGCAAUAUUAGUCAUUCAGAGAUAGAAAUUUUGAAGAAUGGGUUAGGAAUUAGGCUAUUGUACGAAUCAUACCAAGUAAUGAAAUUAGUAGUAAUGAAUAUCAAAAUGUACUAUUCGGUUUA
This is a messenger RNA of Juglans microcarpa x Juglans regia, 1429 nucleotides long. RefSeq lists its product as uncharacterized. NCBI's taxonomy places the organism in Eukaryota, Viridiplantae, Streptophyta, Magnoliopsida, Fagales, Juglandaceae. The record is from RefSeq and is a predicted model, not a curated record. The transcript is spliced from 7 exons. The coding region runs from base 170 to 1162 and encodes 330 amino acids.